AUGUCCAGCAACCGCAAUACGACCGGUUCCCACCAGCAAGGAGGACACAAAGGUGGUGACAACCCAAUGACAUCGGAAGACGCGUCAAGAAUCCAGAGUGCCGCGGAUCGAAAUCCGAAAUCUGCCACUGCCACCACCGGCUUCAAGGAGCGCGCCAUGUCGACCGCUGCCAAGAACGAAGAAUCGGGCAAGAAGCCUCUUCGUGUAGUCAUCUAA
Lobosporangium transversale is the source of this 216-nucleotide messenger RNA. RefSeq lists its product as hypothetical. The transcript has 2 exons. The coding region runs from base 1 to 216 and encodes 71 amino acids. The record is from RefSeq and is a predicted model, not a curated record. NCBI's taxonomy places the organism in Eukaryota, Fungi, Mortierellomycota, Mortierellomycetes, Mortierellales, Mortierellaceae.